UUCUUGGAUCUGUUCUUGUUUCUGGGUUUUUUGGACAUUCAAUUGACAAAAUUGUGUCCGCUAUUUCAUUUUCUCUUAUUUUUUAUUAUUAUUUUUUUUGGUUUCUUGAAGACAAGAUGUGAUCUUUCUGGACUGGAAUGUUAAGCAGAUGAGGUGGGAGGAAUUGAAAGUUCUUAAUCUGAGAAUCUGCAUUAAAUGUAAGCUUAGUUACUAGCACUAGCAUUUACCAUGUUCCGGCGCAAGAGUAAUUCACAUGGUGUUCAGGAGAAUGAUGAGCUGCAGCAUGAACACAAGGUCAAUGAGCUUAAAGAUGCUCUGGGACCACUUUCAGGUCGCAGCUUGCAGUAUUGCAGUGAGGCGUGCUUGAAGAGAUAUUUGGAAGCCCGGAACUGGAAUGUGGAUAAGUCAAAGAAGAUGUUGGAGGAGACAUUGAGAUGGAGAUCCACCUAUAAACCUGAAGAAAUCCUCUGGCCUGAAGUUGCAAUUGAAGGUGAGACGGGGAAGGUGUACAGAGCAAAUGUUCACGAUCGUCAUGGAAGGACUGUUCUGAUACUAAGACCGGGAAUGCAGAAUACAGCAUCAUUAGAUAACCAGAUUAGACAUCUGGUUUAUCUAAUAGAAAAUGCCGUACUCAAUCUUCCAGAAGGUCAAGAACAGAUGGCAUGGUUGAUAGACUUCACGGGAUGGACUUUAAGCACCAAUGUUCCCAUCAAAUCUGCUCGAGAUAGUAUCAAUAUACUACAAAACUAUUACCCUGAAAGACUAGCCAUAGCGUUUUUGUACAGCCCCCCGCGUAUAUUUGAAGCAUUUUGGAAGAUUGUCAAAUACUUUCUGGAUGCAAAAACAUUUCAGAAGGUGAAAUUUGUCUACCCAAAGAACAAAGACAGUGUGGAACUCAUGAGAUCCUAUUUUGAUUUAGACAAUCUCCCAGCUGAGUUUGGGGGUAAAGCUAGACUGCAGUACGACCACGAGGAGUUCUCAAGGCAAAUGGUGCAGGACGAUAUAAAAGCUGCUAAGCUAUGGGGUUUCGACAAGCCCCAAUCCAAUGGCUGUGGAGGAGCUGAAGUGUCUCCCGAAUGCGAGUACCUUGCUCCACCAGUCAGUUAAAUUUUCUCUACAAGUUUGAAAUAAUACGACUGAACUAAUCGUGCUAUAUUAAUCUUAAUUAUAGAGCAGAAUAUCUUGUGGAAAUAAUAGACAAAUUAACAAAGUUGUAUCCUGAAGACUUGGAAUCAUGUUUUUGCGGAAGAAACUGCAGUUUAUCCUUUCUAA
This is a messenger RNA of Olea europaea var. sylvestris, 1272 nucleotides long. Its product is annotated as phosphatidylinositol transfer protein 3-like. The transcript is spliced from 6 exons. Gene Ontology annotation, molecular function: phosphatidylinositol transfer activity. The record is from RefSeq and is a predicted model, not a curated record. NCBI's taxonomy places the organism in Eukaryota, Viridiplantae, Streptophyta, Magnoliopsida, Lamiales, Oleaceae. Bases 229 to 1107 code for a protein of 292 amino acids.